AUGCCUACAGGUCAUGAAUUUACCGCUCAAGAAAAAUUAUUAAUCUUCAAAGUCAUAAGAUUUUGUGAACAAGAGAAAACAGGACCGAUAAUUCCAUUGUAUAACGUAGUUGAACGAAUUGCAAAGAUGUUAGAUAUUUCUGAAACAUCAGUAAAAAGAUUGAAAAAGGAAAUGAACGAGCUGAUACAGCAACAACAAACAGAACUUGAAGAGGAACAAAAUCGGAAGCAGCAGGAAGAAAGGGAAUUAGCCGAAAAUAAACGUCAACUUCGAAGUCAAACAAAACUGGACUCCGCAUCACAAGAUCGUUCAACGUUUUCGAAGCCCAAACGAUUACAUCGACGUCAAUCUCAUACCGGUUCUUUGGCUGCUGCGAAAAACCAUUCAUCUAUUCCUCGGCCGUAUUCUCCUCAAAAGAAGGGUAAGCGUUGUCUUAUCGUGCGAAUUAAUAUAAAUGAAAAUAUAAAUUUUCUCUUCAGAUAA
Messenger RNA from Rotaria sp. Silwood2, 483 nucleotides. NCBI's taxonomy places the organism in Eukaryota, Metazoa, Rotifera, Eurotatoria, Philodinida, Philodinidae. The record is from the annotation of a GenBank genome assembly.